Molecule: messenger RNA, 9524 nt
Organism: Vombatus ursinus (common wombat)
Lineage: Eukaryota; Metazoa; Chordata; Mammalia; Diprotodontia; Vombatidae
Gene: HSPA4L
Product: heat shock protein family A (Hsp70) member 4 like
Exons: 19
Coding region: 24-2546 (840 amino acids)
Biological process (GO): protein folding
Cellular component (GO): nucleus; cytosol
Molecular function (GO): ATP binding; ATP-dependent protein folding chaperone
Source: RefSeq, a predicted model, not a curated record
CCCGGCUCGGCGGCAGCGGCAGCAUGUCUGUGGUCGGCAUCGACCUCGGCUUCCUCAACUGCUACAUCGCCGUGGCGCGAAGCGGCGGCAUCGAGACCAUCGCCAACGAGUACAGCGAUCGGUGUACCCCGGCUUGUAUAUCUUUAGGAUCCAAAACUCGAACAAUUGGGAAUGCAGCCAAAAGCCAGAUUGUUACAAAUGUAAGAAAUACAUUACAUGGCUUCAAAAAACUUCAUGGACGGUCUUUUGAUGAUCCCAUUGUGCAGACUGAAAGGUUCAAGCUUCCCUAUGAGCUUCAGAAAAUGCCAAAUGGAAGUACAGGAGUUAAGGUUCGGUACCUAGAAGAAGAUAGGCCUUUUGCGAUCGAGCAGGUCACUGGAAUGCUUUUGGCCAAGCUUAAGGAGACUUCAGAAAAUGCUUUGAAGAAGCCUGUGGCAGACUGUGUGAUUUCAAUUCCUAGUUUCUUCACCGAUGCUGAGAGAAGGUCCGUGAUGGCAGCCGCCCAGGUCGCCGGCUUAAAUUGUCUAAGACUGAUGAACGAAACCACUGCAGUUGCACUUGCGUAUGGAAUUUAUAAGCAAGAUCUUCCACCUUUAGAGGAGAAACCAAGAAAUGUCGUAUUUAUCGAUAUGGGGCAUUCUGCCUACCAAGUUUCAGUUUGUGCUUUUAACAAGGGAAAACUUAAGGUCUUGGCUACUACUUUUGACCCGUACCUGGGCGGCAGGAACUUUGAUGAUGCUUUAGUAGAUUACUUCUGUGACGAGUUCAAGGCAAAGUAUAAAUUAAAUGUGAAAGAUAAUUCUCGAGCCCUGCUGCGCUUAUACCAGGAGUGUGAAAAACUAAAGAAAUUGAUGAGUGCGAAUGCGUCUGACCUUCCUUUGAACAUCGAGUGUUUCAUGAAUGACCUUGAUGUUUCCAGUAAAAUGAACAGGGGUCAGUUUGAACAGCUUUGUGUUUCUCUCUUGGCCAGAGUGGAACCACCUUUAAAAACUGUAAUGGAACAAGCAAACUUGAGCCGUGAUGAUAUAAAUAGUAUAGAAAUUGUGGGAGGCGCGACCCGAAUCCCUGCCGUGAAGGAGCAGAUUGCCAAGUUCUUUCUUAAAGACAUAAGCACCACAUUAAAUGCUGAUGAAGCUGUCGCAAGGGGGUGCGCACUGCAGUGUGCAAUUCUUUCUCCAGCCUUUAAAGUUCGUGAGUUUUCCAUCACGGAUGUUGUUCCCUAUUCAGUAACAUUAAGAUGGAAGUCAUCUUUUGAGGAUGGAACUGGGGAAUGUGAAGUGUUCUGUAAGAAUCAUCCUGCUCCAUUCUCAAAAGUUAUUACCUUUCACAAGAAGGAACCAUUUGAACUAGAAGCAUAUUAUACCCAUCCACAUGAAGUGCCUUAUCCUGAUCCCCGAAUUGGGAACUUCACUAUUCAGAAUGUUUUUCCCCAGUCUGAUGGUGACAGUUCCAAAGUGAAGGUUAAAGUACGUGUUAAUAUCCAUGGUAUCUUCAGUGUGGCUAGUGCAUCGGUAAUUGAGAAGCAGAGUUUGGAAGGGGAUCACAGUGAUCUACCUAUGGAAACAGAGUCAUCAUUUAAGAAUGAAGGCAAAGAUGAGAUGGACAAAAUGCAGGUUGACCAAGAAGAAGGCCAUCAAAAAGGCCAUGCUGAGCAUACCCCGGAGGAGGAAAUUGAUCACACGGGGGCCAAGACAAAGCCAGUGCCUUCUGACAAGCAAGAGCGAGCAAACCAGAAUGUGAAAAAAGGAAAAGUCAAGAGCAUCGAUUUGCCCAUCCAGAGUAGCCUGUACAGACAGCUGGGCCAGGAUCUCAUCAACAGUUAUAUAGAAAAUGAGGGAAAGAUGAUCAUGCAGGACAAAUUAGAGAAGGAAAGAAAUGAUGCCAAGAAUGCUGUGGAAGAGUAUGUGUAUGAUUUCAGAGACAAGCUAUGCAGUGUCUAUGAAAAAUUCGUCACUGCGGAAGAUUCAAGUAAACUGUCUUCAGUGUUGGAAGAUACCGAAAAUUGGCUUUAUGAAGAUGGCGAAGAUCAGCCAAAGCAAAUUUAUGUGGAUAAACUUCAAGAAUUAAAGAAAUUUGGCCAGCCUAUUCAAAUUAGGUACAUAGAACAUGAAGAGAGACCAAAAGCUUUAAAUGACUUGGGAAAGAAGAUCCAACUUCUUAUGAAAGUGGUAGAAGCAUUUAAGAAUAAGGAUGAAAAAUAUGAUCACUUAGAUGCUGCCGACAUGGAAAAGGUGGAAAAAUUUAUCAAUGAAGCCAUGAAUUGGUUGAACAGCAAGAUGAAUGCACAGAACAAGUUAAGCCUCACUCAAGACCCCGUGGUGAAAGUAGCCGAAAUAGUCGCGAAGUCCAAGGAGCUGGAUAGUUUUUGUAACCCCAUCACUCACAAGGCCAAACCCAAAGUGGAGGUGUCCGAAGACCAAGCGAAAGCGAAUGGUGAACACAACGGACCAAUGAAUGCACAGAGUGGGACGGAAAAUAAGCCUGACGCAGCCAAGGAAAGCUCCCCGCCCACGAAGCCUUCUACUGGAGAGAUGGAAGUGGACUAAGGCGCCAGGGUCUCCGGCACGUAUUCAGACAGUGCAAGUAACUGCAGGGCCCAUUCUUCUUUGCAUCGGGGACACCGACAGGUGUUCCAUUGUUCUUAGCCAUUUUUGUCAUUUGUUCUUUGCAGUAGUUUUGAAAAGUGUUUUAUAUUGAGUGCACCUCUGAUGUUCAUUUCCAAUGAUUAAUGCUGCUUAGGUGAAGCUUUAGCUGAAUAGAUUGUGUAAGUCAGUUUAAGCUUUCCCGAUGUAUCUUAUGUCAGACUUGCAGAAUGGAUAGAAAGAUGGCAACAAUCUACCUUAUUUAAAGCUUCUCUUGUGGAUAAACCUCAGCUCCUUUAUUCAGGAAAGGACACUGUAUUGCACUACUGAUGCGCAAGUAUAGAUUGAAUUGCAUCGUUAUUUUUGAAAAAAAAUUGGAAUUGAAGUGGUUUAAAGCCAUUGAAGCACUGACCUUUUUCUAGUUAUUGUAUUGUUAUAAUUUAAAUAUUAAAACAAAUAAGAGGUUAGCUGACAAACUAGUCCAUCUCAUUGAUGUAUUCAAGGUUUUCUUGUCUUUGUCACACAGAUGAACAAAAACAUGAAUUUCAAAAAGGAAACACCGUUCUGAGUUGUGGUGACACCAGCAAUAGCUUUCCUUUACCACAAACCCGGCUUUGAUUUCAUGCUCGCCAUUUCACCUUCCCUUUGCUAGAGAUAACCGGCUUUGGCUGAAGACAUGCUGCUACCGCUGCUAAAAUGUUAGCUUAAUGACUUACUUAAGAGAAUUUUCAAAGAAAAUCACUUCCUAGCUAAGAGAAAAAAGCAUUGCUAGCUUUAGUUGGGCUUGCUGCUCUGGUCUUGGCAACUUUCUUUAGGUAUCAACGGUACUUAGGUCUUUAAAACUGUCUAGCGAGCUUCUGUUUCCAAGUGAAGGGGAGGGGGCACCACGAUACUUGACUCUGCCUGUCACCCACCCACCCUUCACGUGUGGGUCACAUUGUCACACUUGGGAGCACAGGGGAGCCCCUCUGCUACAGUCUUUGGAAAGUCUUGUGACUCGUGUGUAAUGUAAAUUACGACAUCAUACAAACAGGCAAAGUUAGGCUCUCUUUGAUAAUUUCUGCCCUUAGGUGAUCCAUUCAAAACUGGGCCUUCUGAUUUGAGGCUUCUAAUUUAAAUUAAUUGUGAAGGGGGUUCUAAGUUACCAAUACAGUAUUUCCAUGAACAUACCUGUGCUUUUAACCAUCAGACUUACCCCUAGUGGCCCAGUGCUAUCCCAAUGCCUAAGCUGCCAAAUUCGGUGUGAACACAUGUUGAAAUGAUUUUAACACCACAGGAAAAGCAUAGAAAAAAUUUGCAGCUGUUUGAGGUAACUGUAGAUAUUUACAUUAGGGUGAUAGGAGCUAGUCUUAGGUAGAUAUACCUAUGUUUAAAAUUUGAUUUUUUUUUUCCAUACCUAUGCAAAUCAAACGUUCAGAGCACAGUGUCUUUGGAGAUGUUCAGUGUUUCUCAACUCUAGAAUAGGGAUCUGUUAUUGCGACAGUUGUAGUCUGGGCUAAAAGAAGUGUGUGUAGUGGCCAUGGUAUUUUAUGUGGGGAUUUUUACCCAAACUUUGUUUUAAUAUUAAGAAGUCCACACAGACUGAGGUGUUGACAUCUCAGAAUAUCUUCCGUCUUUCAAACUAUCUCUUGUUUUAAUCCUCUUAACGUGAUUUAAGUAUAACUACUAUAGAACUAUAUUUGAAACAGGAUCACCUGUACUUUCCAUUUGUUUGUUUUGGUUUGAACUUAAGGAUUGUGUAAGAUAGUACCUUAAGGACAUUGACCACUGCAGCAUGGAGAAUUUAGUCUUCAAAAGGUAAUCAAAACUGCGGGGCCAGAGUAGGAGCGUGGGGCUAACCCUGGGGACCAGAUAGCUACUCCUGGGCUUACGGUGUAUUUUGCGUCCAUAUGUUAAAUGUGGGUGUGCACAUGUGCACAGAGACACAUGUGGCAAACACUCAUUUCAUUUGUGUGUGUAUACACGUGCAUGUCCUUAUACAUAUAUGAAGGGCAAGCUAGUGUGUGUGUGUGGGUGUGUCUGUACACACAUACAGAUGCACACACACACACAUAUCUUUACCAUCCUAAUCUGUAACCUUUAUACUGAAUAAUUCUGGAUCUCUGAGUAGAGAUUGAGACAGAGAGAGGUCACUCUUGUUAGUUAAGAAUGUAUCACGUUAGGUAUGAGAGCAUUUCUCCGAGCUUUCUGGAGGAUGAUGGAGCACUACACCACUAGUCACUAGUCCUUUUGUUUUUAACUCAAAAGUUUAUUAUAUGGGCCCUCUUCCUAUAACUUUAUUGGCACUUAGAGACUAUUUAGUAAAAUGUUUUUGGAUCUCUUUCUUAUUUAAAUUAUCCAUAAUAUAGAGAUAUUUGUAACAUAGUGAGAUAGGUCCAUAUGUAGUUUAAGACAAGUAAUCUAAUGUGCUUUUUAUUUCUGUACUCUGUGCUAGAGAAUACUGUCAAAAUAAAGAUGAAUCUACUAUUUAAAAGAUAUAAAUUGUUUAGUAAAAAAAGAUGCAUAGCAAAAUUGUCUAAUUAAAACUUAAAAAGCAGUCGGUCUAGGAAAUUUAAAACUAGAAUUAAUGAGAAAACUCAUUAUUUGGGUUAUUUUGGCUUUAAAAAAAAUCCCGACUUAUAGCCAGUUUCCCCUAGUGGUUAUUAGGGAGUUGGGAGUGGAAGGGCAUGGAGCCAGGAUGGAGCAGGAAGAGGUGAGAGAACAAAUCUGCAUUGAGAACACCCCCAGAAGAGGUGCUGUGGAAAGCAGGGCAGUCUGAGCUGUUAAACAGAGUUCGAAACAUCGAAGGAUCAGCCUUUCCUGUAAGGAAGGGGGAGGAUAAUAAUCUUCCUUGGGUUUGUUUAAGGAAAAUUGUAAGGGCAAGGCAGGACGUUAAGCUGUUUUCUCCACAGAACAGUAUUCUACAUUAAAGUUCUUCAUUUGUAUGGCUUUUGAGAUGAUCCUAAGAAACUUUGUUAAUUUUCCAUAAAGGAGUACAGAUGUGAUGGCAUUCUAGGUUAAUUUUAAUAUAGAUGAUUAAGGGAACACCCCCUGGGGGAAGACAGUGUUUAAUUUAUGAGGGAUCAAACCUCUAGGGGAGGAAAAUGUUCUUUAUUAGAAAACCCUAGGAACCCUGUUAUCAGUACUAUAAAACUACGGCAUUAAAGCACUCCAGAUAGGCCUAUUUAAAGACAGUAAGAUAUAGUAUAAACUUUUGUUAUUUCUGUUUAGCUCUUUUUAGACAUGGCCAUCCUGUUUUUAAGUGUGCUUUCCCCAAUCAAUUUAAAUUAUUUUGAAGGCCUACAUCCUGUUAUCCUAUUUGAAUUUGUUCUGAGCUUAUCUUAUAGUUAAGGUUGGUAGUCAACAGAUACUUGUAUAUUUUUUAUGAUAAACUUAACAUGUUUAUACAUGUUUCCUUGCUUGUAAGGAAUAAAUCCUUACAGAAAACCCGUAACAUUUUGUAAAGUUAGAACCAAAUGAAUAUUGAUAGACAGUAAACAAAAAUGAAUUUGUUUAACGUCCCCUUCUACUUCUGUCUGAAGUUUUUCUGCCUUUGACUUUGCUCGUUUUUCUUGCUGUUUUGUUUUGUGUAUUUGGAAUUACUUGUGUACACACGUAUAUUCAUGUAGUAAGGGUAUAUACAGUUAUAAUUCUGCUCAGUCUACAAAUAUCAAAGCCAUUAUGUUACAUUGUGGCAGAAUAGAGUUUGAACAUUUUAUGAAAUUAAUAGGAAAAAGGUGUAGGUGUAAGCUUCUCAUAUUUUUAGCAGAAAUGGUAUGCUAAUACUUUAUAUUUGAAGUUCGUUUGUAGUGUUUUUAAAAUUCAGUGUUUAUCAAAUUUGGUUCUGUGGCAUUUAACUAGAUAGAUGCAUAGGUGUUAGGCUUGUUAAGCCCUUAUACUUUUUAAUCAUUGGACUUUCCAGAAUGUUUUUGUUUCUUAGCUUUGGUGAGUUGAUACAGUUUAAAUCAGUGAUCACUUUUUAAAGUGAUUUUUAAAACCUUUAAAAGAAUUUCAGUUCUAAUGCAUUUUGCCUUCUCUGAUUACAUUACAGUUUUGUCAUAAUUAUAAUUUAGAAAAUUGCUUAUAAAACAAAUGGUAAAUUUCAGAAAUUAAAUUUAAUUAAAUUCUUUUCUGGCCAACAACUGGGUUGAGCAUUCAUUCUGCAAUAGUUAUUUCUAAUCUAAUCUAUAGAAUAAUAACCAUAAUCCUAAUAAAUUUCCAAGAAAACUUUUUCACAAAAAAAGUAGCUCAGUGGAAAUACUGACUUCCUUCCCCCAAAUCAUCAAGUCCAAAAGAGCUGCCUUAGUUAUUUCCCUACAAAUUUUCACUUAAAGUAACUUUACAUAAAGCUUUUCUUUGCAUACUUAGAAUAGGAAUAAACCUUUAAAACUCUGGUUUUAUAAUAACCAAAUAUGGUCUUUCCAAAAUGACUUACUGCUGGCUUCAAAUUAUGGGCACAUCUUAAGCUAUAAUUGUUUGUGGAAAAGUUGGAGCAGGCAACUUUAUGAAGUGUGGCAGGAGGAAAAAAAUGUUUUACCGUCAAUUUGCAAGGAAUCUCUACACAUGUGGGUCAGUAAUGCCAAUUUGUAGACAUUUGAGAAGUCUUAAUAUAAGUAGGAUUUCCAUACCAGAGUACAAAAGAAGGAUUUUGAUUAAUUUCUAUUAAAAACCCAAGGAAUAAAAGGUGAAGUUACCAGUAAACCUUUGAGGUCCUAUGUACUUUGAUUCUUUCAACUUUACUAUUAUACCAGCUAAUCAGAUGGCCAGUCCAGGAAAAAAUAGAGCAUUUAUACAAUUAUCUUUUUCCUGUUCUUUCACAAACCACUUGUUAUUCAAACAGAUCCUAUUGUCCCCAACCCAUAGUAGUUUUGUGGAUUCUCAAAUGCGAUUGUGUGCUUUAGAAAUGGAAAUACUAUCUAUUUAUUCCAUUAUAUUUAUUCUUUUGCUAUACAUAGCUUUUUUUUUUAAGUCCUUCCCAACCCUAAAUGCACUCCAGAAUUUUGUUGGAAAUGGUUUUCAUUUUUUCAAAGAAUUUUACUUGUGUGCGUGUGUUGUUUUUUUUUUUUUAAGGUUAUCCGUUUUGGGGGUUUUUGUUUUGUUUUGCUUUUAUUCUCUCCAGUUUCCUUUUUUUCAGACACUAGGUGAUGUGCUAAUAUCCAGUUACUCUCAUGAAUAAUUUACUUAGUAUUAGUAUCACAUUUUUCUUUCUAACUCCUUUUCCAUUUAUCCUUUCCUCAGAUUUCUGCUGUUGCUUUUUUGCUCAUGUUCUCCAUUAUAAAAAUAAUCUUUGUGUCCCAGCAUGUAAUAUUCCUAAAAUGUACUAAGAUAAGUAAUAGAUGUAUAGGGAUUUUUCUUUCACAGUCUGAUCUUUAAAUGCUUUAAAGCCGCUCUGAUCUAAGAGGAAUAAAAUUUCUGUAUCUGUUACAUAAAAGAACCAGUAUCCCAGGUUUGGUUGAUUGGGUUUUUUUUUUUUUUGUUUGUAAAAAUGUUAAAAAAAUGUAGAAGUCAAAACUCAAGUAGUCACUUAAAUUACUCUGCACUUCUUCUGCAUAGGUAUUGUAACUGCAUUUUUAAAACUUGUUUUUGCUUCUUAAAGGGCUCAUUAGCUAAUUGUUUUUUCCUUUAUUAAAUGCAAGAGCUGUUUUACAACCUGAAAUAUAAAAGGCAGAAGUUUAUUAGAAAUAGAGAUGGGUAUAAAUGAAUUUGGAAAACAUUUUUUCCAAAUGAUUGACAUUACCAUUUUUCCUUAUGACCAAUCGCAAGAGAAAAAUCUUUUUUUUUUUUUUUAAAUAAGCAUCACAAGUUACUCAUUUGGGGGUUUUUGUUUACAUUGUUAACUGCAAUUAUAAUUGUCCUAUCCUUUUUGGCAGCUUAAUAUAUACUCAAGUGUUUUUUUUCCCUGUGGAAAAGGAAGACAUCAACGUUGCUCUUGGUUCUUUGUGGAAUAUGAGUCACCCAACAAUCUGAGAGGGUAAAUGUGGGAAGCAUUUUGAUAUGCCUUGCCUGAAUUUUGUAAGAAGCAAGAAGACAUCUCAUUUGAAAGCGCUUGAUCAGGCUCCCGAGGUGCUGUCUAUGUAUUUAGCAGAGAUGUGUUGGAGAGCCUGUGUUAAGAACCUUCCCAUGGAAAACUCUUUGUGAUAAAACUUGACUAGCCUGAUGAUGACAGCAGUGUCAGAAUCUGCAAGCUGUUUGUUACUGUCUGUAAUUCACAAGAGUGAGAAACGUGCACAGUGUCAAGCCCUUGUGUAAUUAUGAUGGAGAGUAACCAGUAUGUGGACCAUUAAUUUUGCCUACUUGACAUGUCAUUUUUAUAUAAUUAACCUCACUAUGAAAGGUACACACUCAGUCUCGUAUUUCUGACAGAAUUCAGGUACCAGGUUUGUUUGGAAGAUUUUGGUGGUAAAAGUAUCCUAUUCCAUAUGAGGCUAUUUAUUUGAUAUUUUGUCAAUAAAUAUACUGGCAAAAUAAAACUUGGUACUACAGUGUUUCUAAAAACUAAAAGAAGGAUUGACAUAUAAAUGAAUCCUUAAACUUUUGGUAGUUACCUAAUAGGAUAGCAAACUAUUAAACAUUGAUGUGCAUAGUCAAUAUUAUACUCUACUUGCCCAGUCUUAUUUCCUGUCUCUUCUAGAGUAUUCAUGAUGCAUUUGUGAAUUCUACUUUGUUUUUGUUUGUGUGUAAACUAUAGGAUUAUGGUUGUACUCCUGGAUCGAUUAUCAUAAGCCAGUGAAUUUUGAAAUUUCUGUUAGGUGUUUUCCUUCCUACAUUGAAAACAUACAUAUUCUUUGGGAUUGAGAUAGAGGGAACUCAAGGAUGUGCAGAGGUGCUCUCAAUGUUGUAUCUCAACCUUGCUGCUGCUAUUUAUAAUAUUUGAAAAAUAUUUCUCCAUAUUGGUAUUAUCUUGUUAACAAACUGCUGUGCUUACAAUAAAUUGUUUGAAUUAGCGAGGAUACAACAACCAAA